AGCUCAUAGGAACCUUCCUGCUGUGACUGCGGUUGUCAGUCGGAACAGUUUGAACGGGACACCGUAGCGACAACUCUGAAGCAGCCGCUUAGCUGAAGCUCCGCGAGGAAGAUGAGCACCAAACAGGUGACCUGCAGGUACUUCCUCCACGGUGUGUGCAGGGAGGGAAGUCGCUGUUUGUUCUCUCAUGACCUGAGCAACAGUAAACCGUCGACCAUCUGCAAGUUCUACCUGAGAGGAACCUGCGCCUACGGAGAACGCUGCAGGUAUGAUCACAUCAAACCCUCGUUCAGAGGUGGAGGGGGAGGAGCUCCAGAGGAUCAGGCAGGUGGAGGAGGAGCUGGAGGCGGAGCUUCAGUCAGAGGUGGAGUGAAGAAGAACGUUGUCCUGAGAGACGGAGCUCUGGGUUUAGACAGGUUCAUGGGUCCACCAGACAGUUUGUGGUCAGACGUCUCGGCGGCCGCAGCUCCUCAGACGUAUGUGGACGCCAUCAGGACAGGUUUGGACGGAUCUGUGCAGGAGCAAGCCACUCCCCCAGUGGGUGGGACUUCCCAGGACCUCCCCCAGCUGUGUCCCUACACUGCUGCCGGACACUGUUACUAUGAAGACAAAUGUACGUAUCUUCAUGGUGACCUGUGUGACAUAUGUGGGCUGCAGGUGCUCCACCCCCAUGACCCCGAGCAGAGGAGAGCGCAUGAGAAGAUGUGUCUCCUGGCCUUUGAGACAGACAUGGAGAAGGCGUUUGCAGCUCAGCGCAGUCAGGACAAGGUGUGUUCCAUCUGUAUGGAGGUGGUAGUACAGAAGGCCAACCCGUCAGAACGCAGGUUCGGGAUUCUGUCGUCCUGCUGUCACACCUUCUGUCUGACCUGCAUCAGGAAGUGGCGCUGCACCAGAAACUUCAGCAACGUCAUCAUCAAGUCGUGUCCGGAGUGUCGGGUGGUCUCAGAGUUCGUCAUCCCGUCAGUCUACUGGGUGGAGGACCAGGAGGACAAAGACCACCUCAUAGACCUCUUCAAGUCUGGAGUCAGUAAGAAGGCCUGUAAGUACUUCGAUCAGGGCCGUGGCUCCUGUCCAUUUGGCGGGAAGUGUUUGUAUCUUCACGCCUUCCGUGACGGAACCAGAGCGGAACCCGAGCCGCCGCGGAAACAGCUGAGCUCCGAGGGGAACGUCCGGUUCAUGAACAGCGUCCGUCUGUGGGACUUCAUCGAGGAGCGCGAGCAGCGCUCUGCCCCGCCCCUGCCGUCCCUUGAUGAUGACAUCACAGAACUGCGGGAGCUCUUCAUGCAGAUGUCAGGUCCGAGUCACGAGGGGCCCGAGACCCCACCCCCUACAGACCAGCACACCCCAGCACCCGGGCUGCCAGGCAGAGGGGGCCUGACGAGCAGGAGGAGAGGCUGCUGGGAAAGAAGGAGACGACGUGCUGGUGAAGAAGGAAAGAGAAGAAGAGAGGACUGUGAACCUGCUGCCACAAACAGCACACACACACACGUACACACACACACACACACACACACACACGCACACGGACUGAGAAUGGGAGCCACAUAUGGAAAGAAGAAGGCGUACAGCAUCGGCCACGAGCCUCCUCCCAAGCAGCAGUGUGUGAAAAAUGGAAAGCACCCAGACGGCAGAGCUUCAGCUUAUGCAGACCUGCAACAACACCGGUCUGAGGGUAUCCACAGGAAGUCGUCUCCGGCGUCUGGCUAUGUCCCCCAGCCUGACUACCAGGAAGAAGACGACGACGACGACGACCUCAUCAAGCCCAAGAAACUGUUGAAUCCUGUGAAAGCAUCACAAAGUCACCAGGAUCUUCACCGCGAGCUGCUGAGCAGCUGCAAGAGAGGGGGGGUCAGAGUGGAGACGAAGCCGGAGCUGCACCGAGUGCUCGAGUCCAGGAAACGAGAUCAGCUGAUCAAACAGAGGAAACAGGAGGACGACGCCCGCAGGAAGAUCUCACCUCUGGAGGCGGAGCUACUGAAGAGACACAGGAAGCUGGAGGAGAUGGAGAAGCAGGCGCAGAAACAGCAGGAAGAAAACCUGAAAGCUCCGGAGUUUGUCAAAGUCAAAGAGAAUUUGAGACGGACAUCUUUUCCAAGUAAAGAUGAGAGGGACGUGUAGAGACACAGCUGCUGUCCUCCGGAGGACACGAAACUGACAACCAGGUUGUCUACAUGUUUACAGGGGACAUGCUGAGGACACGCUGAGAACACACUGUCCAGAUGUCGACAGCUGUGACGUCUCACUGUUCUGACAGGGGGAUAAAUGAUGGACACACCUGGUGAACAGGUGACCUUGUGUUUGACCUCGUCUCUGUUUGUCACAUGGUCUGUGAUGGACGUGCACAGUAGUGUUAGAAAAUGUGUUUACUACAAACAUCUGAGCUGAGGCUCAUGGGUACUGUAGUGCUUAGAGGAACAGGUCAGAACCAUAAACUGUAAACAAACACGGACGAACGCUGCCAUCUUGUGGUGAUGACGUCAUUUGCAGUCAGAGUCUGCGCAGUAGUGAUCGUGGCGUGGAGCCCUCGCGUUGAGGUCCCGCCCACACACACUCUCUACCAAUCAGGAGUCAGUCUCAGCUGUCAAUCAUGACGUCUCAGCCUGUUUUCAUAUCCUCAAAUAACUAAAUAAAACCAAACUGAUCAGAAUCACUUGAACAAA
Hippoglossus stenolepis (Pacific halibut) is the source of this 2660-nucleotide messenger RNA. It is a transcript of the gene mkrn2, whose product is annotated as makorin, ring finger protein, 2. The record is from RefSeq and is a predicted model, not a curated record. Bases 112 to 2118 code for a protein of 668 amino acids. NCBI's taxonomy places the organism in Eukaryota, Metazoa, Chordata, Actinopteri, Pleuronectiformes, Pleuronectidae. The transcript is spliced from 15 exons. Gene Ontology annotation, molecular function: ubiquitin protein ligase activity; metal ion binding. Gene Ontology annotation, biological process: protein polyubiquitination.